AUGCGGAGCUUGCGCCGACCUCCGCAGCCCCUGUCGCUGCUGCUGUCGCUGCUGCUGUCGCUGCUGCUGCUGUUGGCCGCCGCGGGACACGGCGCAGUCAUCACCGGGGCGUGCGACAGGGACCAGCAGUGCGGCGCGAGGAUGUGCUGCGCCGUGAGCCUCUGGAUCCGCAGCCUGCGGAUGUGCACGCCCAUGGGGAGCGCGGGAGAGGAGUGCCACCCCCUGAGCCACCGCGUGCCCUUCCCCGGGCGCAGGAUGCACCACACGUGCCCGUGCCGGCCCGGCCUGACCUGCACACGCAUCUCGUCAAGCAAAUUCAAGUGUUUACCCAACUUCAGAAAAGAAGAUGUCUUCUUUUAG
Molecule: messenger RNA, 360 nt
Organism: Nothoprocta perdicaria
Lineage: Eukaryota; Metazoa; Chordata; Aves; Tinamiformes; Tinamidae
Gene: PROK2
Product: prokineticin 2
Exons: 3
Coding region: 1-360 (119 amino acids)
Source: RefSeq, a predicted model, not a curated record